ACCACGCCAUUUGCCAUGCUUGAGUGCUUCAAUUCUUUUUAGAGAGAGAGAGAUGUAUUAAGUGGUAUUCCAACGUCGAAAGCAGAGACACAAAGGUUGUUCUGUUUUUUCUCUUCUCUAACUUUGUCUACAUAUAUAAAACGAAGUACAUGUGAUUCUGCUGCAUCACCAUCACCUCUUCUCUCUCUCUCUCUCUCUCUCUCUCUCUCUCUCUCUCUCUCUCAUCAUGUAAGAAACUGGAAAACCUACAACAAGCUCAGCUACCUUGCGCCGCUGCCUCCGAUAAUAUUAUUCCACCAACUUCUUCUCUUCUCUACUUUCAAAUUCCAAUUAUAUUAAGGAAGAGCGAGAAGUUGGUUUAAUGGCUAGAGUUUGUUGGCCAUAUUUUGAUCCUGAGUAUGAGAACUUCAGCAACAGAAUGAAUCCUCCAAGGGUCUCUGUGGACAACACUAGUUGCCAUGAUUGUACUCUUAUCAAGGUUGAUAGUGUUAACAAACCUGGAAUUCUGUUGGAAGUGGUGCAAAUCUUGACAGAUCUUGACUUCAUAAUUACCAAAGCCUACAUAUCUUCUGAUGGAGGAUGGUUUAUGGAUGUAUUUCAUGUGACGGAUCAACAAGGAAAGAAGAUAACAGAUAGCAAAACCAUUGACUUUGUGGAAAAGGCUCUAGGACCAAAGGGCCAGAGCACAGAAGGGGUGAAGAAUUGGCCAAGCAAGCGUGUUGGAGUGCAUUCUGUUGGUGAUCAUACAUCGAUUGAGCUUAUUGGCAGAGACCGGCCAGGUCUCUUGUCCGAGAUCUCUGCUGUCCUUGCUAGCCUCCAUUUCAAUGUGGUUGCAGCUGAGGUUUGGACUCAUAAUAGAAGAAUAGCUUGUGUCCUUUAUGUCAGUGACACUACAACCCAGCCUGUGGAUCAUCCAAAUAGAUUAUGCCUUAUGGAGGAGCAGCUUAACAACAUUUUGCGCGGCUGUGAGGAGGGUGACAAAGUUGCUAGGACUAACUUCUCCAUGGGGUUCACCCAUAUGGAUAGAAGGCUGCACCAAAUGUUGUUCGCUGAUCGCGAUUAUGAAGGGUCUGGAGCAACAACAGAUGCUGAUUAUUCAUCUUCCUCAAGGCCAAAGAUCACAAUCGAACGCUGCGAGGAAAAAGGAUACUCGGUGGUUAGUGUCCGGUGCAAAGAUCGGGCAAAACUCAUGUUUGACAUUGUUUGCACUCUUACUGAUAUGCAAUAUGUUGUUUUCCAUGCCACAAUCUCUUCAGAUGCUCCUUAUGCAUCCCAGGAGUAUUUUAUUCGGCAUAUGGAUGGAUGCACACUUGAUACUGAAGGAGAAAAAGAAAGAGUCAUCAAAUGCAUUGAAGCUGCUAUUCAGAGAAGAGUGAGUGAGGGUGUGAGCCUUGAACUUUGUGCAAAGGAUAGAGUGGGAUUGCUGUCUGAAGUAACAAGGAUUCUAAGAGAGAAUGGAUUAACAGUUUGUAGGGCAGGUAUAUCAACAAGAGGGGAGCAAGCACUGAAUGUGUUCUAUGUGAGGGACGCAUCUGGCAACCCGGUGGACAUGAAGACGAUGGAAGCGCUUCGCAAAGAGAUAGGGAAGACAAUGGUGGUGGAAGUGAAAAGGGUACCUGGAAAUUCCUCCAUAGCACCAGCUGAAACCAGAGGAUGGGCUAAAACAAGCUUCUUCUUUGGUAACUUGUUUGAAAAGUUCUUGGCUUGAAGAAGAAGAAAAUCAUAUAUAUGCAUCAGGCUUGGUUUGUUAGUGAAAGACACAUCAUAAUGUAUAGAAGAAUAAAGUUAUUUGUGUGUCAAACAUGCCAAGUACUUGUACUUUGGGGCCUUUGGUAUCAUGACAAUGACAAAGACAUUGUAUCUUCUGUAGUUCUGUCUAUAACUAAACUAACUAGUUGUAAUUUUAUGUUGCCCUUUUAAUGAAUUCGGAGUCUUUGUUAGUUA
Messenger RNA from Arachis duranensis, 1944 nucleotides. Its product is annotated as ACT domain-containing protein ACR3. The transcript has 8 exons. NCBI's taxonomy places the organism in Eukaryota, Viridiplantae, Streptophyta, Magnoliopsida, Fabales, Fabaceae. The record is from RefSeq and is a predicted model, not a curated record. Bases 362 to 1708 code for a protein of 448 amino acids.